UUUCAAACAGAGUGGAAAUGGACGGAGAUUUUGAGGUUUUAAUAGAGUAAUUUCACAUGCCAAGAAAAUCAACUUCUUACGACACACCUACCAGAAAACCAUCAAUACAAAAAAACCAAAAGCCAAAAAACGCACUUCUUCACGCAUACACAAAAAAACGCAUUUCCUCCGCUUCAGCAAUGGCUCAGGUCUCCAUCUCGCUGCUUAAUUUCCUCAACGACGGCGAAGAUGACGUUAUCGAACAUCAAAACGUCGUCGUAGAGGACCUCGACUCUUCUCCUUACUGGCCUCUCAGUUUCGGUGACUUCGAUUUGUACGCUCCUCCAGAUCUCUCCGAUUUCCCUCGCCGUCCCCAAAUCUCUUCGUCUUCUCGUCGGAGGGCCGGUUUUGGCUUAAGAGACGACGUUUCAGAAACUGAUUCGAUUGUCACCGUCAUGGACCGCGAGAACCAAGUAAACUUUGUUAUGGACAUGUUUCAGCAACGGGUUGAGCAAUCUCAAUCUUCGACCCGUGUGGUUUCGGGCCCUGAUUUGCUCCAUGCGGAGCCCGAAUUGGAGGCCGAUUUCGGUGUGAUUGAAGGGAAUGACUUUAUGGGCUUGAGUAGCUUAGAUAUAGAUUUUGGGCUAGGGUUAGGUUUUCGUGGGGACACUGAUAAUUCUGGAUUCCAUGUUGAAGAUUGUGAUGGCCCUGAGCAGUUUGUUAAUGGGUUGAGGGUUGUGGAUAUUGAAUCUGACUCGGAUUCUGAUGAGAACUGCGUUUUAGGCAGAUUAUUCAAUGUGGAUGAAGCUGAUGGGGACGAUGAAGACGAGAAUAUUCGUGACAAUGAGAGUGAUGACCCAAGUCUUCGCCUGUGUUGGGGUUCCUUCCAGUUGGAGGAUCAUAGGGAUGUGAAUGAGGACUUUGAGUGGGAAGAAAUUGAUGGAAGAGUUGAUGAGAGAGAGAUUCUGAGCAUGUUCUUAGAUGAUGAUGAGAUAUCUGAAUCUGCUGGCCCAGAGGAUAGAGCAAGAGAAUUGGAAAAUUUGGACUGGGAGUUUCUGUUAAAUGUUCAGAAUUUGGAACCUGACCCAGAAAUUAGAAAUGGCGAGUUCGAUAUGGGUCGUCAUAUGGAUCAAGACGAUUACAAUUACACUACUGAGUAUGAGCUAUUGUUCGGACAGUUUGCCGAGAGCGAGAUUGGUUUUGUUGGAAGACCACCAGCUUCCAAGACUGUUGUUAGAGACCUUCCAACUGUGGCUGUGAGUAAAGAUGAUUUGGAAAAGAACAAUGCUACUUGUGCUAUCUGCAAGGAUGAGAUGAAUUUGGGAGAAAAGGCUAGACAUUUACCAUGCGCUCAUAGGUAUCAUGAUGACUGUAUUCUGCCUUGGCUUGGGAUUAGGAAUACCUGUCCAGUUUGUCGAUAUGAGUUGCCCACUGAUGAUCCUGGCUAUGAGAGAAGGAGAAGGGUCCAGACUCAAAGAGUUGGUCAACUUGAUUAAAGGACAUUGUAGGUUUGGUUCAUCAUGUAUAGUUUCAGUUGCUUCACAACUUGGCAGAACAAAACCAGAGUUCUCGCUGGGACUGUGACUGCUUGCAAUUAGCGCACACACCUCCCCCCAAAUGCCAUCAGGUUGUGUAUGGCCAACAGGAUGAUGGGCUAGUUGAUCAAGGUUGGAGAGAAGCUUUAUUGAAAUUUGUUUGGAUAACUUAACUUUUGUUCUGGAGACAAUGAUUCCGUAAUCCCAUCACUGUUAUCAAAACAAUUAGGAUAUCUCCAUUUGUUUAUAUUCGUAAGAGGAUGAAUUUAUUAAACUACAGAUCAUGGGGAAGUUUUAAAUGGAGCUUGCUAGUUGUUGGCUAAAACGUGGACAAGUGCAGAAUUUGUCUCGUCCAGCCAGAUGUAUUAUUUUAAGUUUGCCAACUUGUAAAUUAUUGUUCUUGAAUUUGUAGUUUGAUAUUGAAAAUUAAUAAUAUUGCUUGGUUCUUUUGGAAAAAUACGAAG
This is a messenger RNA of Solanum dulcamara, 1978 nucleotides long. RefSeq lists its product as uncharacterized. The record is from RefSeq and is a predicted model, not a curated record. NCBI's taxonomy places the organism in Eukaryota, Viridiplantae, Streptophyta, Magnoliopsida, Solanales, Solanaceae. Gene Ontology annotation, molecular function: ubiquitin protein ligase activity. Gene Ontology annotation, biological process: protein ubiquitination. The coding region runs from base 57 to 1475 and encodes 472 amino acids. Gene Ontology annotation, cellular component: cytoplasm. The transcript is spliced from 2 exons.